AUGCAGAUGCUAAAUCUCUUUGUGGCCGUUUGUGCCUUUUCGAAAUUCACAGUGCAUGCACUGCUUGAGGAAAAGUUCGUGGGCUUCGAGCCUGAAGGUCAAACCUUGGACAUUGCUGGUGCCACACUCAUAGCCGAUGCGGAUGACUUUUUAGGUAUUCACAUUGCGCUCAAAAGCUUAGUGGAAGACUUCGAUCAGAUUACUGGAACCCGACCCGCAAUCAAUAAUGCCACCACCAACUCCACAGUACCAGCUUCAGCAACUGGAGUCAUUGUCGGCUCUGUGGGGUCGAAGCUCAUUCGCCAAAUUUCUGCCGAAAAAGGUCUCGACAUCUCAGACGUUGAGGGGAGAUGGGAAGUGUUUAAAACUGCUGUCAUCGCCAACCCAAUAGCUGGAGUUGAACGAGCGUUGGUCAUCGUAGGUAGUGAUAAACGCGGUACUAUCUUUGGUAUACACACGCUCGCCGAACAGAGUGGUCAGUCUCCAUACCACUGGUGGGCGGAUGUUCCCACGAAGAAACACGCCGCCAUUUUCGCGUUGCCAAAAGCCACUGUUCAUGGCCCACCAUCAGUCAAAUACAGAGGGCUCUUCAUUAAUGACGAAGCUCCAGCGCUGGUCACUUGGUGGGCUGCGCAACACAACUCCUCCUACCAUCCUCUAGACACGGAGUUUUACUCACACGUUUUCGAUCUACUUCUUCGACUAAAAGCCAACUACUUGUGGCCUGCCAUGUGGGGAUCAUCAACACCAGCCCCAGGCCACAUCUUCUUCACCGAUGACCCAGGAAAUCAGCAGCUUGCAGAUGACUACGGUAUCGUAGUCUCUACUAGCCAUCACGAGCCAAUGCAAAGAGCGACUAAUGAGUGGAACGCGACUGAGACUGGGCCCUGGGAUUGGAGACUGAACAAGGAAAACGUAACGCGCUUUAUGGAAGAGGGGAUCCGUAGGAUGGGAAACAACGAGAGCUAUGUGACACUGGGCAUGAGAGGUCCAAGUGAUUCUGCCAUUGUUGGGGAUGAUGCUUUGGAGAUUCUUCGAGAAGUGUUUGAAGUUGAGCGUCAGAUUUUCAAAGAAGUUCUGGGUGACCAGAAAGUAAACCAGGCAUGGACAAUCUACAAGGAAGUCGCGACCUACUACGCCGCUGGACUAAGUCCGCCCGCUGACGCAAGUAACUUCUCGAUAUAG
Alternaria arborescens is the source of this 1185-nucleotide messenger RNA. RefSeq lists its product as hypothetical. Bases 1 to 1185 code for a protein of 394 amino acids. The record is from RefSeq and is a predicted model, not a curated record. The transcript is spliced from 3 exons. NCBI's taxonomy places the organism in Eukaryota, Fungi, Ascomycota, Dothideomycetes, Pleosporales, Pleosporaceae.